Messenger RNA from Paramecium tetraurelia, 3570 nucleotides. RefSeq lists its product as uncharacterized. NCBI's taxonomy places the organism in Eukaryota, Ciliophora, Oligohymenophorea, Peniculida, Parameciidae. The transcript is spliced from 4 exons. Gene Ontology annotation, cellular component: dynein complex. Gene Ontology annotation, biological process: microtubule-based movement. Gene Ontology annotation, molecular function: dynein intermediate chain binding; dynein light intermediate chain binding; minus-end-directed microtubule motor activity. The record is from RefSeq and is a predicted model, not a curated record.
AUGCAAAGAUAAGAGAAUUGUAAAGGGUUUUCGAUGAUAAAAAGAAAUAACAAGAAGAUUUAUAGAAGAAGAUUAAAGACAUAAAAGUUGACUGAAGGUUUGAGUGAUGAAAAGGAGAGAUGGGCAAAAGAUAUUGAAAGUCUUACUAAUAGUGGUGGCUUAAUACCUGGUAAUUCUAUUAUAGCUGCAGGAAUGGUUGCUUACUCUGGACCAUUUAUAUCAUAAUAUCGUAUCAGAAUGGAAUAAGAUUGGAGAGCUAAAUUAAAGGAAUAUAACAUUCCAUUUUCUGAUUUAAUUACAAUGAGGAAAUUCUUAGGUGAUGAAGUUAAAAUUCAAUCAUGGAAUAUUUGUGGAUUACCAAAGGAUGACACUUCAAUUGAAAAUGGUAUCAUAAUAGACAAGAGUAGAAGAUGGACUUUGAUGAUUGAUCCAUAAUCUUAAGCUAAUAAAUAUAUUAAAACUAUGGGUAAAGACUUACCAGAAGGAUUGGAUGUCUUGAAAUAAUCAGAUUAAAAUUUGAUGAGAACCUUGGAGUUGGCUAUUCAAUUUGGUAAAUGGGUUUUAGUAGAAAAUGUUGGAUUAUCGUUAGAUCCCUCUUUGGAACCUAUUCUAUUAUAAUAAAUCAGUAAGACUGGAACAUCUGCUACAAUACAAAUUGGAGAUAAGAAUCUACAAUAUAAUUUUAGUUUCAGAUUCUUCAUGACAACCACUCUUCCAAAUCCUCAUUAUUCUCCUGAAACUUCAGUUAAAGUAACCAUUAUUAAUUUUGCAAUUACUCCACUAGGAUUAGAAGAACAGAUGUUGGCAUAGAUAGUGGCAUUGGAGAAUCCUAAUUUAGAAAAUAAAAAGACUGAAAUAGUUAGAAAGAAUGCAUAAGAUAAGAAAGAAUUAGUUAACAUAGAAGAUAGUAUUUUAAGAAGUUUGUCUGAAACCAAGGGAGACAUUUCAGAAAUAUUGAUGGAUGAGACUCUCAUCAAUAAAUUAUAAAAUUCAAAGAAGUUUGCUGCUGAAAUUAAUCAAAGAGUUAAGGAUUCCAAAAUAACCGAAGCCCAAAUAGAUGAAGCUAGAGAAUCAUAUAGAUCAGUUGCAUUCAGAGCUUCAUUACUUUUCUUCUGUAUUAUAGAUUUAUCCACAAUUGAUCCUAUGUAUUAAUACUCUUUAUAAUGGUUCAUCAACUUGUUCACUUUAGGUGUUUAGAAUGCACCUGCAUCAUAGGUUUUGGAAGAGAGAUUGGUUCAUCUCAAUAACUUCUUUACUUACAUGUUAUAUGAAAAUGUUUGUAGAUCAUUAUUUGAAAAACACAAACUUCUAUUUUCAUUUAUGUUGACAUAUAAAAUACUGAGUGCUGCUCAUAAAAUGAAUGAAGGAGAAUGGAGAUACUUAUUAUAAGGUGCUACAGGAGAUGUUCAAUUACCACCAAAUCCAACUGAAUGGAUUAGUGAGAAUACAUGGCCAGAGACUUAUAGAAACAUCUAUGGCAUGUCUGAAUUGAUCAAUUUUGAUGGCAUUCUAUCUGAUUUCAUGAGUAAUUCUGAUAAAUUUAAAACUAUUUUUGAUGCUCCCAAUCCUCAAGAUAUUGAAUUCCCAGAACCUUGGAAUGAGAAAUUAGAUUCAUUUUCAAGAAUAUUGUUAUUAAAAGCAAUUCGAAGUGAUAAAGUGAUUCCAGCAAUUCAAAAAUGGAUUAUAGAGAAGAUGGAUGAGAAAUUCAUCAUCCCACCUACAUUUGAUUUGAGUAAAUGCUACAAAGAUUCCACUCCUAAUACUCCACUCAUAUUUGUAUUAUCUCCUGGUUCUGAUCCUAUUGCAGAUCUAAUGAAAUUUGCAGAGGAAAUGAGUAUGACUAAGAGAAUUGAUUCUAUUUCUUUGGGUUAAGGAUAAGGUCCAAAGGCUGAAAAAUUAGUUAAAGAUGCUUUAGGCAGAGGUGGAUGGGCAUUGUUAAUGAAUUGUCAUUUAGCAACAUCUUGGAUGAAUGAUCUUGAAAAGCUUAAUGAAGAAAUGUAAGAUUAAGGCACAAAAGAUUUUAGAUUAUGGUUAACAUCUAUGCCUUCAAAAUCAUUCCCAACAAUUGUAUUAUAGAAUGGUGUUAAAAUGACACUUGAACCACCAAAAGGUCUUAGAAAUAAUAUGCUCAGAACUUACACCUAAUUAGAUGAUAAAACAUUAAGUGAUUGUAAGAAACCUGAGGAAUUCAAGAAAUUAUUAUUUGGCUUCUCUUUAUUCCAUGCAAUCAUUUAGGAAAGGAGAAAAUUCGGAGCCAUUGGAUGGAACAUUCCUUAUGAAUUCACGAAUGAAGAUCUCACUGUAUGUAGAAGACAAUUAAAAAGUUUAUUAGAUGAUUAUGUACUCAUACCAUUCAAAGUUAUCAAUUAUCUUGGAGCAGAAAUUAAUUAUGGUGGUAGAGUUACUGAUGAUAAGGAUGUUAGAUUAAUUAAAACCAUUCUGAAAUUGUACAUUUCCCAAGAAGCAUUAAAAGAAGGCUAUCAAUUUUUAGUUCCUACUUAUUACCAACCUAAUGUAGGUGAAAGAUUGAAUUAUAUAGAGUAUAUUGAAAAAUUACCAUUGAAUCCUGAACCUGAAGCAUUUGGAUUACAUAGCAAUGCUGAAAUAACCAAUGCUUAAAACGAAACUAGAAUUCUCUUAGAAACUUUAUAAUCUAUUCAACCAAGGACACAAUAAGGAGCAGGGAAAUGCAGAGAAGAUGUUAUUGAAGAAUUAGCCAAUUUCGUUGAAUCUAAGACUCCUGAUCUAUUUGAUAUCGAUGAGAUUUCAAACAGAUAUCCUACUGAUUAUCAAGAAUCCAUGAAUACUGUUCUAGUUCAAGAACUUAUACGUUAUAAUAGGUUGCUUGCCAUUAUGAAAACUACACUCUCUAAUGUUAAAAAAGCGCUUAAAGGGCUAAUUGUGAUGUCAGAGGAAAUGGAGAAAUUGUCAAACAGUCUUUAUGAUAAUUAAGUGCCUCAAUUAUGGGCAGAGAAAGGAUUUCUAAGUUUGAAACCCUUGGCUUCCUGGACUCAAGAUUUACUAGAUAGAAUCGCCUUUCUUAAACAUUGGGUAGAUAAAGGAACACCUAAGGUUUUCUGGAUUUCUGGUUUCUUCUUCCCUUAGGCUUUCAUUACUGGUAUGGUACAAAACUACGCCAGAAAACAUGUCAUUGCCAUUGAUAAAUUAUAAUAUGAGUAUAUAGUGUUGGAUACCCUUACUCACACAGGUGUAACUGAGAAACCAGAAGAUGGAGUCUAUAUUUAUGGAAUCUUUCUUGAGGGAACUAAAUGGGAUUUCAAGAGGCAUUUGAUAGCAUAACCUAAAGUUAAGGAAUUAUAUUCAGAUUUACCUUUAAUGCACUUGCUACCGUAUGAUCCAUCACAGGUUGAAGUGCAACCCAAAGAUCCGAAGGAAAAGAAGAUUUACAAAUACCAGUGUCCAUUGUAUAAAGUGGUUUCAAGGGCUGGUACACUCUCAACAACAGGACAUUCUACUAAUUUUGUUAUGCCACUUGAAUUGCCAUCGAGAGAUGAUGAAGAUGUGUGGAUUAGAGCAGGUGCAGCGGCCUUCUUAUCAUUAAGAUAUUGA